GAUGAUCGAAACAAACAACAUGUUGUGAGGUGAUAUUUAAGUAGGAAACUAUAUUAAUUCGUAAAAAUUCAUUGCGCAUUGAUUGUGUUAUUUUCAACGCCUAGAAUAUUUAACUCUCAAUAAUAGACAAAUGGCUUAGUUAACUCAAGCCUGGAGUUAGAAACACUUUAAUAAGAUGACAGAAAUCUUCUUGGUUUACGAUUAUAGUGUCUUUGCUUGAUGUUUGAUUAAACUUUUCAACUGAAAAAAAUGGAUCCAUUUCGAAUGCGAUCUAAAUCAUGUUCAAAUCAUAAACGGAAGCCGAAACAUCAUUGCCAUGCUCUAGAAGUCCUUGUUCGGAACACAAUUCCAAUGGAUCCAGCGGAAGACAGUUUUAGGCGACGCUCUGUAAGUUCCCCGGCGUCCGAUUUAACAUUUCGACGUGAUGUUUUCAGCAGACGACAGUACGGGUCUGUUGAACUGUUAUACUCUGAAGAUGGAGAGGGAACCAAUACAGCUGGAAGGUUCCGAGUAGAAACUGGUGAACAUGAUGGCGAUGAGGUACCAAGUCCUGUUAAUAGUCCCAUACAUCUAGAGAAUCCAGAAUUUCAGACCAGAUGGUACUUUAAAUAUUUUCUAGGAAAACUUCACCAGAACUAUGUGGGCACGGAUAUUGAUCGGGAGCCUUUCCUUCUUUCUGUAGUGGUUACUGAUGUUAAUAAUCAUAAUGUGCAGCAAUAUAGAGCUAUUUUAUGGUGCAAAAGUGGUGCUAAGAAGAUAUGCUUGCCUUACAAUCAAAGUAAACCUCAAACAGUUAAAGGUAUUUUAAGCCAUUUUAAUCUUCAUAAAACAGAAAGAGGACCAAAGGAAAUUUUUGAUCCUGAAAUCCAGAAAGAUUUACUUGUAUUGGAGGAACAAGAGGGUUCGGUGAAUUUUAAGUUUGGUGUGAUAUAUGCCAAAGAAACCCAGUCAUGUGAUGAUGAAUUUUAUAGCAACGAACACAACACGAAAGCCUUUCGAAAUUUCCUUGAACUUAUUGGUGCUACCAUUGUUUUAAAAGGAUGGGACAAAUUUAAAGGAGGCCUUGAUGUUAAAGCUGAUUCUACAGGUACGGAGUCUGUGUACACAGUUUAUGAGGGACACGAAAUAAUGUUUCAUGUAUCUACAAUGUUACCACAUUCCAAGGAAAAUAAACAACAGGUUGAACGAAAACGUCAUAUUGGAAAUGAUAUUGUAAAUAUUUUAUUUUAUGAAUGUGAUUCACCUCAAAAGUGUAAUUUUAAACCUUCUAUGAUGAAAACUCGAUUUACUCAUAUAUUUGCUGUUGUAUGCUUUUGUCAAGAUGAUUUGACAUAUAGAUUAAAUGUAUUAUCAGAGGAAUCUGUGCCCUUAUUUGGUCCACCGCUGCCAACACCAGCUGUAUUUUCUGAUCAUCAGGAAUUCAGAGAUUUUCUAUUAGUUAAAUUGAUAAAUGGUGAAAAAGCAGCAGUAAAUAACCCACUUUUCACACAAAAACGAGAAAGAACGUUAGACAUGCUUAUUAAAAACUUACACCAAGAAUAUAUGUCAGAAAUCAACAAGAACAAUCUGCUGUAUCGUCGUGCAUUUAGUGACGUCAUACAAGAUGUUCAAAGUUCACGGAAAGAAGAAGCCAGGCGAUCAGAGUUUGUUCGUGUAGGUCAGACUUUAAAGCUGAAAACCAUUAUAAAAGGUGAUGCUCCAACAAGCUUAGUCACAACAGGCAUAUUGAAAAGAGAGCCAUGGGAACCUCAGGAAUGUUUCAGUGAAAUAAAAAAUCAAAUUAUAUGUGGAGAUUCAUGGGGGGAUAAAUUAUUAAUAGUGACAGAUACUGGUGUGCUUCUGUUGGAAGACGGAGUGCAGCCACGUCUAUUGUUUGAUAAAUCAGUAUCUGUGAAACAGUUAGACGUGGUAGAAGAACUCGAACUUGUAUUAUUAAGAACAGAUAAAGGUAGAGACGGGAAGGUGGCAGUUUUCCGAUUAACUGAUUUUGAAGGUGAAAAGAACGAAAAUUUUGUAAGAGGACGUAUUGAUUGUAGGGACCAUAAAAUUGAGAAAACAAAAGGUUGCCAUUUAUAUGCUCUGUCACGGAGUGGAAGUAGCCACUUACGAAUGGUAGCUGCUAUUCAUAAACGACUGUUACUGUUUACAUGGAAACACUCGGCUGCUUUUACGUCAUGGUGUCCGACUAUGGAUAUUGACUUAUCAGAUGGCUUUACAUUUGUAAGGGAGUUACAAUCGUUCGAAGUGCCUCAGCUAAUUACACUUGUAGAUGAAAGUAAAGGAGACAAUCAAAUAUGUGUUGGUUAUAAAAAUCAGUUUGACCUAAUCAACGAGAAAAAUGGUGAUACAUUACAACUAUACAGCGUCGACAAUAAUAAGGUAACACUGGUGUCAGCAUUAGAUAUAUGUGAAGACGAAGAAGUAGAAUUAUUGUUGAGUUAUAAUUAUGAAAGUCACUUUCAAAAAUUGUCUGAAGAAAUAUCGAAUGAUUUUGACUUUCAUUGGAACUCGGAACCAAAGUCUAUUGUAUGUGCCUUUCCGUAUGUGCUUGCUUUUACACAAGACACAAUUGAAAUUCGAUUGAUAAUCAAUGGAAAUUUAGUUCAUACCAUGACAAUGCCUGAUAUUAGCCUCAUUACAUCGAAGAAUGAUAUCUAUUUUGGAAGCUCAUCAACUGACAGAAAAGAUAAAGACCACUCAUCAACAACCCCAUCAUCACCCUCAUGUUCAAGCCAAUCGACUAUAUACAAAAUUCCUCUAUCGUGCCUUGCCGGUCACAUUAGUAAUGAUAGGUUAAAUCAGCGGAAGCCGUCAUCGACUCCAUUGCUUGCUCCUAUUACAAAUGGAGAUAAGACAUUAGUAAAACGCAGUCCAUUAGUGCGAACUAAAGGUGGACUUUACCCUCCAAUUUACUUAGAACAGACAAAAGAGAGACACGAUUCUUCCAGUUCAGAUUCGGGAAUUACAAUUUUAAAACCGUCAGAUUCAAGUCCACCAGAGAGUCCGUAUCAAAAAUACAUAGGCCAUGUUGUUUAUUCAGAUGUUGAUACAGAUAUUGUAUAAGUAGUUGUACAAUUGCAUUUUAAAGGUUUCUUUAAAACUCAUAUUUAAGUUUUCUAAACAAAUCAAGCUAUAUUCAUCGUACACAAAUAAUUUUCGUGUUAUUUCAGAGUGUAUCCUUUAGUUAACAUAAAACACAAACCUGCAUAUUCAUCAACAUCAAUCUAGGCAUAAAAUGAAUCAAGACAAAUUAAAAGGGUUGCGAAAAUGACAUAUAUCAUUUAUAAACACCGUUUACAGUCUGUGAUAUAAAUAAAUAUAUGACCAGUUAUAGUAACAAGGAUAAAUAACUUUGAACAGUUUAUAACUGCAGUCAUUGAUAUGGUGAAACAACCCUUACAGUCUUAUAGCAGAACAGGGAUAUAUCUAUGGAGUUAUAAUAGAACAAUAAACCGAUGACUGUUUCUUGGAUUAUGUGUAAAUAUACGUUUGUGUAUUUCUGGUGCAACUGAGAACAAAAAAAAAAAGAAAUGUUAUAAUAUUCUAUGAAAAAAAAUCAUAUUGGAUGAAUCCGUGACGGGAAGUUGAUGGACGUGGAACUAAAAUCUUCGUCAUUUUAGGAAUAACACUGGAAUCUAACAUGUAUAGAGAAAUCAAAACUUAGUCUGAGAAAGUUUUAUUGUGGAGUUGUGACCUCUGUGGGACUAAAGAAUACUACAGAAUGUUGACUUUAAAGACAUUACAUUGUAGAAACACCUUGAAAUUGUACUGAGUAAAGUUUAUGAAAACUGUUGAAACAAAAUACUGUGAAAUCCUUGUAAUAAAAAUCCCGUGCAACCCAGACAUGUUUGUCGUGUGUAAACUGAAAACGUGUAUAAUCACAUUUACAAUGAUUGUUCUUUAGUAAAUGAAUCUUUGAACACUGUGCAUAUGUCUAAUGCGAAUCAAACGUCGGUGUUGACAGGAUAUUCUGCAGUUGUUACUUCUCACAUGUCAUCAUAGCAUGAAUUCAUAACCUAAAUAUUGUUUAAUUAAUAAUAAUUUACAAUUUCUUAAGAUUUUAUUGCAAUGACAAUAAUUAACAUUUUUUUUCAGAUUUUAUUGCAAUGACUUUAAUUCAUAAUUUCUUUAUUACAAUGAGGAUUUAAUUAAAUACAUCAUAUCUACAAUAUUCCCAUUCUCCAUUUUAUGUAUAUGCUCAUGAGGCAGAUUUAUAAAGAAUAAGUUAUUUUCAUUUCUUUAAUUACUCUAUUAAGUGUUAACUAGCAAUUAUUUCAAACCUCUGUUUCUAGUGAAAACAGUUAAGAAUAGCAUGUCUGACUAAAAAUAUAAGAAAUAGUGUCAACAUGGAACAUUUUCACUCCAUAUAAGCAAAUUCCAAAUACAACGAAAACGAUAAGACUUAUUUUUCCUAGCGUACCUGAUUAUUGUUAAUCCACGUGCGCAGGUCAAUUGCUCUGAACAACAAAUAUAAACUUUUCUCUUUCUUGAAUUUUUGUCCCUUGGUUGCUGUCUCGUUUAUGUUUACCAAAAUAUCAUUAAUAUGCAUAGUAUCUAUGGACCAAAUUAUAAAAUAGAAAAUAAAUACAUAUGUUGGGGCCUUUUAUAUCCGGCUAUACGGUUUGGAAUUUCCUCAUGGUUGAAGGCCGAGCAGUUAACUAUAAUUGCUUAAAUCUACGUUAUUUAAACUAUGUUGGAUGUUUGUCUCAUGGGCAAUCAUACUAUAUAUUUAUAUAGAAUAUCACACUAGAUUGCAGAUAGACAUAUAUAUGACUGUCAUGUUUAUAACUUAGAAAAGUUCUUUUCAUGGGAGUGAAGGCUUAAAUGUAAAUGUCAAGACCUGAUAUAUGCUGGAUUCUUUUUUACUCUGAAGCACAUGACUUCUUGGAAUCAAUAUCAUUAUAAACAAGAAAAUGUAUUGCAAUAAAACAUUUAUGUUAUAGCUUUUGUAAAUUCAUCUAAGAUAUUUUAAAAGCUCUUAUAAAAUGAUAAAUUAAAUUAUGUUUUGUGUUGUAAAUAGCACAAAUGAGCCUCACCAGAGUUAUUGGUGUUGCUUUUCUUUCCCUUCGGUGUCAGUAAUGUUACUUUUCUUACAUUUUUGAUAUUAACAGGUUCAAGUUACGGGUUCUCAUCGUGUAUCUGUUUAUAUUUGUGUAAUUUUUCAUUAUAAAAUACGUUUAAUAUUUUGCGUUUCACAAUAUGCGACUACCAAUUUUAUCUACCAGUCAUUUCAUGAAUGAAAUUUACAAAUAUAUGUGUUGUUUUAUGACCAUAAUUCUGUUAAGAUUUUUCUUUUUUCAAUUUAACUUUUACAAGGCAAAACAUGACCAAAUUGUAAAAGCAACCAACAUCAGUGUUAAUAUCAUACAUCCGGGCAUCAACAGACAAACACCAGGGCAAACACAGCUAAAAUCGCAUGCAACUCUAUCUUAUCAUGCGGAUCAUAUGAGUAAUUACUGGUAAUCUUUCUCUGCUUUAUGCAUACAUUACUUUAUCAAAAUAAUCUAAAAAGAAAAAUAUCAAAAUACCGAAUUUCAAGGAAAAUUCAAAACGGAAAGUCCUUUAUCAAAUGUCAAUAAUUAAAAGCUCAACACAUCAAACAGAUGGAAAACAACUGUCAUAUUCCUGACUUGGUACAGGCAUUUCCUUAUAUAGAAAAUGGUGGAUUAAGCGACAGUAAAUUAUAAUACUCGCAUCAUUGGAUUUUGUAAACGACAUGACUUGGUUGACCGUUCACAUAUUAUGAAACAUGUUCAAAUUGUUCUAGAAAAACAAAUCAAUCUCCUCUUCUGGUUUAUGAAAAAGUAUUCACUUUCAAACAUAUUGAAGAUGUUUUCAUAUUAAUGAGCCACAUUUCAAUAAGUUUUUGCAUAUUAUAGAUCCCAGUGAACAUGGUGUAAAAUAUACUUCUCUGCUAAAACUAGAAGUUCUGUUUCAUAUCUUUUUGUAGGUAUUGACAGAGACGGACCACCUUAACCAAAAAUAUAUGACAAACGUGAUGAUUUUAUAUUAUCAAUUGUCAGUUUCCCGUUUUUCAGUAACUUAAUUUCUACCUUAAUGUAUGGAGUAUAUAUAUCUCAAAUACAUUAUAACGUUCGUGCAUGUUCUCAUUAUAGGGAUUUCCGCAACAUGGAUGUGCUACUGACACAAAAAUGCUUUAACAGUGUCAUGAAGGAAAACGACUAUACUUUGAAUUGAAGAGUAUAGGAAGAAUAAAAAAGGGAACCAUAUUCUCCUUUAAUUUCUUGCAUAGCUUUUUGUUUAUACCAAAACAUUACCUUCUAUAUUACUUUAUCUAUUAAACAUCUUAAUACCCUUGAUUAAUUGUACAAAAAGAAGCCACUCCCUCCCCAUUAAAAUAAACACAAACGAACACAUGCGCAUUCAUAUAACGUACCCUUCACAAACGUCUAAUCUGAAAAGCUUCAAACAAAGUAAAUUCUAACACUAUUAUUAUUUAUAUUUACUUAUGUACUUAUGUACUACAUGUACUUAUGUGAUUAAUUAUUGUAUAAUUUGGUCCAAACCAUUGUUGUUAUUUAUCCAAAUGAAUGUUUUAUUGGUGCUUUUUGAAAAAAUUGCGUUGAUAUUUAAUAUUAUUAUUGUUUCUAAUUGUAAAUAUAUGUUAAAAUGUUUUGCACCAGAGGUUUCUAUUUUUGUCGAUUAAAUUUGAAUCUUU
This is a messenger RNA of Mytilus californianus (California mussel), 6679 nucleotides long. Its product is annotated as GTPase-activating Rap/Ran-GAP domain-like protein 3. Bases 250 to 3063 code for a protein of 937 amino acids. Gene Ontology annotation, cellular component: cytoplasm. NCBI's taxonomy places the organism in Eukaryota, Metazoa, Mollusca, Bivalvia, Mytilida, Mytilidae. The transcript is spliced from 28 exons. Gene Ontology annotation, molecular function: GTPase activator activity. The record is from RefSeq and is a predicted model, not a curated record. Gene Ontology annotation, biological process: activation of GTPase activity; regulation of small GTPase mediated signal transduction.